Bipolaris victoriae FI3 is the source of this 945-nucleotide messenger RNA. RefSeq lists its product as hypothetical. Bases 1 to 945 code for a protein of 314 amino acids. The transcript has 5 exons. The record is from RefSeq and is a predicted model, not a curated record. NCBI's taxonomy places the organism in Eukaryota, Fungi, Ascomycota, Dothideomycetes, Pleosporales, Pleosporaceae.
AUGUUCUUCCGCCACUACUACUCUCUCUUCCUCACCCUCCUAAUGACCCUAUGCCUCGCCUCAUCCACUCCGUCGCCUUUCCCAUGUACUGGCGGCUCUAUAUACUUCACCGCCCACACCGUCGACAGCCUACUCUUCCAAAACCCGGACGUCCUUCAUGAUCUGUUCGUAUUCAAGUGCGUUACUACGGUCGCGUUCAAUGCGGAUACGGGAGGUGAGGCGAGGAAUGAUACGAGGAGGGAAGAGCUGGAGUAUGGAUUAGGAAGGUCAUAUGAGAUUAUGUCUAGCGCGUCGUUGAGGGGAGGAGGGGGCAGUGUUCACAACAACACGACGAUUCGACUCGGCAAACACGAUAUCGCUGCUUCGCCUCUUCUGGGUCUAUCCAAUGUCCAAAUCCUCUUUCUUCGUCUACCAGACAGCACGUAUUACGGUCAGGGAUAUAGUGCCUACCGAGAGCAGUCGUUGAAAAUGCUAUACAGCGCAGACAUUUCUCACAUCGUUGCCACCGACGGAGCUGCUACGUAUACUAUCAGAGAUUUAAAAGAGAUCAUCGCCGCCAUCCUUCGUGAGAGGCGUGCAGACGAAAUCCACGUCCUGAAUUACCUGGCGUCUCUCUCGACUGGCCAAGACGACUAUCAACUCGAACAUGCCGACCGUAUCAUAUCUGCCAAGCUCGUCAUGGAUGUUGUCAAGGAGGAGGGUAUUGAGGCAAGAGUUGUAGCACACGGCUGUGACGAAGUUCGCAAUCAGGAGGUCAAUCUCAACACUCCUGAUUACAUCAACAAGGUCAAUGCCUUUUUCGAAUACGCCAAGUACGAUCCUGACAUGUGUCAGAGUGUCGAUGAGUGUGGAGAGCGGCUCUCAAACGCAGAUACGUCCACUAGUGGCUACAAUGAGUUCGAUUACAUCUAUGAGUUCCUAAAGCGAGAGUACUACGUCAUUUAG